UUCUAUACUCACCUCCUUGUCCAGCCACUCUUAAUCAUGGAGCCUGCCCGAGGCCUUCUUGCUAGAAGGCUCCCUCGGCUUCUCUAUGUCGGUGGAACUUAUGAGCCCUGUGUAGUGUCAUUUGAGCGGCUGUCCGCUAGCUAUAUGUAUCUCUGGCCUGAAUUCAUCCAGGAUAUAACUGCUGCACAUCACUUACUUGGUCUAGAUGGCCAGGUGAGUCUCACAGAUUCAUCAGGAGGUGAGAUUAUUAUUGGGAAUAAGCUUGGACUUGCAGUUCGCUUUAUACACAAUACCUGUGAUGCAGUUACAAAAGCUCUCUCUGUUACAGCUCUCCAGCUACGAUUUGUUGACGCUCAGGAUAUCGAUUUUAACAAACCAGUCUUCCCAAGCUGCGUACUCACAAUUCGAGCCAAUGCAGAUGAGAGUUCAGGUGUCACGGAUCAGGGUCAGGUUCUCGCGGUUGGGAAGUUGAAGCCCUGGUGGGCUGUCAAUUUGGAGAAUUACUGUCACCUCCUCACUGCAGCGCCGCCGUAACUUGGAACAUCACAUCGAACCGGUUAGUUGUAUCCUAUAUGCGGGGUCAUAUGCCUAAAUAUGGGUUCAUAUCUACGUAUAAGACAACGGUUUUUAUCAAAAGGAUGAGCGAUUAUUGCUACCAUCUCUCGCCCCCGAUCGAUCAGACCGCCACCAACCCAUCGCUCCGUGAAUGCUUCGCUGGGUUUUCGGUCCUUUCUGCAGCAGACAGCAAGUAUGUAGAAGGGAACGAUGUACGAGAUGUACUCACAUUUCAACCCUCAUACCAAUUCGAACCUUUCCAUUCCACCCUUGCCUCGGGGGGGGGGGGGGG
Aspergillus wentii DTO 134E9 is the source of this 847-nucleotide messenger RNA. RefSeq lists its product as uncharacterized. The record is from RefSeq and is a predicted model, not a curated record. The coding region runs from base 37 to 534 and encodes 165 amino acids. The transcript is spliced from 2 exons. Lineage: Eukaryota; Fungi; Ascomycota; Eurotiomycetes; Eurotiales; Aspergillaceae.